AUGAGUUAUCCUGCACCAGCUAUUUCAGUUAAAUUAGUCUUGUUAGGAGAAGCCGCAGUAGGUAAAUCUUCCUUAGUUUUAAGAUUUGUUAGUAAUGAUUUUCAAGAAAAUAAAGAACCAACAAUUGGAGCAGCAUUUCUUACUCAAAAAUGUACAAUUGGUGAUAGAACCAUAAAAUAUGAAAUAUGGGAUACAGCAGGACAAGAAAGAUUUGCAUCCUUAGCUCCAAUGUAUUAUCGUAAUGCUCAAGCGGCUAUUGUUGUCUAUGAUAUAACUAAACCUGCAUCUUUCAUUAAAGCAAGACAUUGGGUUAAAGAAUUACAUGAACAAGCUUCCAAGGAUAUAACAAUUGCCCUUGUGGGUAAUAAAUAUGAUUUGAUUCAAGAUGAUAAUGAAGAAGAGAGUUUAAGAAAAGUGAGUAUUGAAGAAGGACAAGGUUUGGCUGAUGAAGAAGGAUUAUUAUUUUUUGAAACAAGUGCAAAAACUUCCCAUAAUGUAAAUGAUGUUUUUCUUGCUAUUGGGAAUAAGAUUCCUGAUUCAACUGCUCAACAGAAUCAAGAUCAAGCUGGGAAUGAAGGAAGAAUUGAUUUAAGUACUAAUGCAAAUACUAAUUCAAAUAAAGGAAGUGUUUGUCCUUGUUAG
Molecule: messenger RNA, 642 nt
Organism: Hemisphaericaspora subhashii
Lineage: Eukaryota; Fungi; Ascomycota; Pichiomycetes; Serinales; Debaryomycetaceae
Gene: VPS21
Product: Rab family GTPase
Exons: 1
Coding region: 1-642 (213 amino acids)
Molecular function (GO): GTPase activity; GTP binding
Source: RefSeq, a predicted model, not a curated record